Molecule: messenger RNA, 10769 nt
Organism: Amoebophrya sp. A120
Lineage: Eukaryota; Dinophyceae; Syndiniales; Amoebophryaceae
Source: the annotation of a GenBank genome assembly
UGCAUUUACUUCUACGUCGCUACUCCUCAAACGCCCGACGUCGAGCAACCCCUUUGUUCAGUCGUGGCACUGCAGCUUCGAUAUAUUAAACUUCGACGUAAACCUAAACCUCUUUAACUUUGUUGUGCGGCGGCUUUCAUGCUGCUACAACUAAUAAACGCAGGCGAAAAUAAAAAUGGCUGACACGAUGUCGCCGCCGCCAGGACGGCGCCAAGCUAGAAGAAACAUGCUGGGUUAUUUUUCGCCUGCUGUGUUGCUGCACCUAGGUUUUUUCUUCCCCCUGCUCGUCGAUUCGAACAUCUCGACAACCGAGACAAACACGGUGACGCCAUCGACCGGAGCUAGCUUCUCCGCGGAUAUCGAACUAGUUUCAACAGCACCAUCCGACGCGACCCAGCCCCAACAGCUGCUCACGACCUCGUCUUCCUACUUCAAAGUGGCCUUCUCGAAGCCGUCUAAUGAGGUGCUUUUUCUCAAACCAUUGCAGCACUGCUCGCCCUGGGGAUGCGGCAGCCGGGCGACGGUGGGGCUGAACUUCGGGAUCUUCGAUUCCGAGGGAAACGCUGGGUCGUACGAAGAUAAUGCGAUGAUGAACUACGCUGGAGCUGGAGGUGGCAGUAUUAGUGCUUCUGGCAUGACAAGCUCGUGCUUCAUGCUCCCGAUCGACCCGGAUGAUUUGGUGAUGGAAGUGGAGGAGACAACUCCUGCGAAUGACAAGGCCAGGCAGACUCCUGAGAAUAAGGACCAACAGCAAGCCGCGACUUCGACAACAGCAACCACAACUUCCAAAGAAGUCGUCACCAGUACAACUUCUAAACCAGAUCCUACUUACGCUCGGAAAAUUUACACCGUGGUUUACUGCAGCAGCAGCACCAGUCAAGAUGGGACAAGUAGCACGUCGUGGUUCGGAAGUGCUGCAGCCGCUUCAACAUCGUCUACUGGGACUGGCGGCGCCGAUGCAACAACAGCAGCCCAACACCAUUCCAAAACAGCUCUGAAGCCCCAACUCCUUGACAGAGGUGUUGCGAUCUACGAGACCAGCGUUUCCAGCACGACUUCGAGGACCACAGAGGGAAACGCCGAAAUCGAUUUCGAGCAGACGAGCAGAUUCCUCGACGAAGCCGCCUGCAAAACUUUGUUUCCCAAGAUCAAAGACGAAGAGUGUGCGGCGGCUAUGGAGACGAAAGAAACUGUCGCGGUGGUCAAGGCGGCGGGGAAACUCGGAUACCUUACGAAAACGGACAACGGCAGUGGGCCAAUUUCAUCACGACAAACAGGAACUGCUGCUGGGACAACUGCGAACAAGAAUGCCAAGGACCAAGAAGACCAAGUAAUUUCCGUCCGGUCCCGGCUCCAGGACGAGUUGGGGUUGUUUGCGAUGAUGAAGGCGGUGGUCUUUUACGAAGAAGAUCUGGUGAACGGGAACGGAAAAAACAUCUUCCACCAACCGAUAAGAUUGAGUCACCCCUGCUUCACAAUUGGAUCCUCUUCCGCUGGUUCCAUGCAGAUGAACACCGGUGUUGGAUCAUCGGCCGCAUCGGCAAUCUCCUUCCCCAAAUGCAGCGUUAACGACGAGAUCUGUACCAAUUUUGGCGACACGGAGAUCAGUACGGAUGAGCAGGACGAGAUCUUCACGAGUUUGAAAACGGUCAGUGAUGCCACGAAUGGUUUGACUUCUUCUUCCCCGGGUGUGGCUAUCGCUUCUUCGAUCACGUGCAGUCCGAAAACGUUCGCGGAGGCCUUGAUCGCGGCUUUUUGGACCUUACGGGAGGAUUUAACCGUCUUGCCGUAUGAAGAGGAGCACGGGGCUACGAGUAGCGACAAGGAAAGUCUUUCCAAAGAAAAAACUACUGCAGCUCCGAACUCCGCCCAGCAUGCCAACCUUUCUGACUUGUACGGGCAAAAACUCGGGGCCUUUUUGCUCCAACCGGUUUUACCUCCGAAAGAUGACCAUAGCGGAACAAAGGCGAAAACGGCCACGACCACUUCCGCUAUUGACGACGAUGAGACGGCCGCGAAUUCCGAUGUGUACCAGAACGAAAAUGUGGAAACUUUGUUCGGCACUUUGAAGGAAACGGACUAUGUGCAGCAAGUUCUCUCCAUCCACGCGUCUGAUGUAUCGAUUCUCCCAGCGAACUUCCUUCCGCAACCAGCGGUGUCCGGCGGCACAACUGCCACGACGUUUUCCAACAGUCCAGCCAGCGCCGCAUUUGAUGUGGGCGUGCAGAACAGCGAUACGUGGACGGAGAUUUUCGCUGCUCAAGAAGGCUCCGACAGCAGCACAUCAACGCAGCCGGUAACUACGACGCAGAUUUCUGAGUUCCUGAAACCGAACCACCAGACACUGUUCAUCAAGCUCCAAGUGCAGCGGAAGAACCCAUUGGACGGAACGAGGUUGCAAACCAGCUAUUUGCCCGGUGCGACGAAAAUUGAUCCCAACAAAGAGGUGGAAGAAACGACAAAUACAGAAACCACAACAGUUUCCACCAACCCCUACGUGCGGUUACUGGGGGAAAAACUACACAAGCACCACCCUCUCGCGAACAACUUAGUCCCCGAUGCGAACGACAUUACGCAAUCCCACCAGCAAGUUUCCGAAGAGGAGACGAAAAAAGGGCCGAUUGUGGUGGACACAGACAGUGUUUUUUUACCACCGGAAAGAACGAAGAAGAAGGUGGUCAUCCUCUAUUUCGCCUACACGGGCUGCCCCUGUUGCCAGCGGUUCACCCCGCAACUCGCAGAGUGGUACAAUGAUGGGCUGUUGAAGGACACCGAGAUUGUGUUUGUCGCGCACGAUAGCAAAUGGGAGGACGGGGUCAGUUACUGGAACUUGAAAAUGCCCUGGUACAUGCUACCGCGGAACGGAAUCGACGGGAAGAAAUUCACGACGGAGGGGGAAUAUUUCAAGUUAGUGGAGAAACCAUUACGAAAAUUCCCCUGCACCGAUUUGCAACAGAACAACGAGUGCCCGGUGCAGAUCAAGCGGUACCCGACGCUGUUGAUGAUCGACGCGAAAACAGGGCAGUUCAUCCGGAAAUACGUGGGGGACGGAACGACCUUGAACAACAUUUUGGACUACAUCCCGGAAGAUGAUGAAAAACCGUAUGAAUUGCAAAAGUAUCGUACUCGUAGUAAUUGCUGUUGUGCAUGACAAAUCUCCUUCCCAAGGUAAAACCGCAUUACAAAUUUCAUUUGUAAUGCUAAGCAAAUUUGUAAUGCAAUUACUACUAGUACGAUACUUUUGUAAUGCAUAAACCGAUCACCACUACAACGGCGGUUCCGGUGAAUUCUAUGAAGAAACCUUUUCCGCAAUUCAACGCGAAAGAAGCGAUUAAGCGACAGGAAACCGAUAUCGCAAGAAAAAACUGUUUCACUGUGAACUUGUGAUGCAGAGAAUGGAACACAGAACCAUUUGUCUUGCUACACCUGCAAGGCAUUGGAUGUUUGAGCGUGUUUUCCCUUGGAAAGCGCGCAUGGCAAAUUUUCUGUGUCAUGUGUAGCAAACUUGUGAUGCGGAUCUUGCAAAACCAUCACAGUGAAACAGUUUUUUCGUGGGAUAACCGAGGUCAUGCUGUACAUCAAAGACCACAAAACUGACUUUGUCCCGAUCGAGCUCCGGCAGCUGGGGGUAAAAUCAUCUCUCUUCGCCGAUUAUGCAUUGCAAAAGUAUCGUACUCGUCGUAUAAAUGCAUGACAAAUGUCUCAGCAUGAGAAAAAAAAUUUGUAAUGCGGAUUUAGCUUCAGAAAAAAAUUUGUAAUGCAUGAUUGCAAUACGAAUACGAUACUUUUGCACAGGAUACCGAUAAGGAAGAACGGCGGCAGUUCAACGGGGCCUUUCCGUGGACCAGUUUGAUCCCAGAUACGAAGUUUGAGGUGCGCGACGCCUAUCCAGGAAAAAAACUGUGUAAGUGUAACUCUGUAGGAAGAACAGCAUCACAAAUUCGUUUUGCAUUACAGGGAAAACCUGGCAUGCGCAGCUAGUAGGUGGAAACACGUAUGCAAGUUGCCUAUGACGCACAUCCAGCAUGACAAGCGUAUACAGUUUUGGACUUCCUGCAUCACAGACUUACACUUACACAGUUUUUUUGUUGCAUAACGGCAGGGAAUACUUCAUCAGCAAGGACCAAUGCGACGAUGAGGGGUUCGCUAUCAACUGCAAAAAUGUCUUGGUCUGGAAGUAGGAUGCACCAAGGUUUGUCAUGCUUGUCUGGCAUGACUGCAGAGUUUGUAAUGCGUGUCCAAGAAGAGCGCCUUUUGCUUGGCAUGCAAAAACGCAGUUUGUCAUGCGGAAAAGCUAACGCGAAGCCGCGUAAAUAUUUCUCAUGCGUAGCUGUGCAUUACAGAGCAUUCACUAUUCCCAAUGCACCAUUACAAGUUUCCGGACCCAGACAUCGAUCUUUGCAUUUGAUAUUCGUGACCCGGCUGCAGAAAAUUCUCCACGCGUCGAUGCAGACAUUUUUCAAAACGCCGCGGUCGGAUGAGGUGGAGUGCUUCGUGGUUUUUUCCUUUGAUGAGUUUGGAACGAAGCAAAAUGGGAACGAAAUGGUGGACUUCUGCACAAACGUGAUCGCGAAAGGAUUGCUGCGGAGAACAGUUGCGAAGAUUUUGGUCACGGCCUAUUUUUUACCGAAUCACCAGGGAUUUGCGAACUUCCGGAUUAGAGAUGCCAGAUCGAAGUUGGCACUGCCAGUGGUCUUGGCGGAUACUGCAGCUAGUAGUGCUGCAGCGGCGGGAAACAAAAAAUCGGGUAGUAGUACAACUUCUACUGCGCCGGAAGCUGCUGCUGCCACAACUAGCGCAACGAUCACGACAACCGGCGCUGUUGUGAUCGAGAAGAAGGAAGAACAAGAAAAACACGACCAGUCUGAAGAACUACUCGCAAACGUUUUCCCGUCCGUUUACCUGUCCCGUCGGACCCGCGCGACGAGAAAGAUCACGGAAAAUUUGGAAAAGACCGCGCGGUUUUGCCAGGCGGCGUUCGGACAGGGCAGCUUCGCCGUGGCGGAUAACUCGAUUGCAAACCUCCCGACGAUUGAUUUACUGGAGCAUGAAGUAGAAGAGGAACAAGGUUCACCAUCUUCCAACUGGUUUAGCCUGAGCAAAGCGUCCUCGCCUUGGGAACGAAAAACCUUUUUCGGGAAGCACAACCUGGUCCAAGGGAUCCCCGCGAACAUGCAAUUUACGGAGGAGCAGUACAAAAAUCUAAACUUCAAAUUCGCGGGGGAGAUCGUCUGCAACAUGGGGAACAACUACCCGCUGAUCAGACCGGAAAAGGCUGUUGCAAAAGGACUCUUACCGAUAUGCAAUGCAAAAGUAUCGUACUAGUAUGUAUUGCAUUACAAAUUAGCCCAGUAUUACAAAUUGAAUUUGUAAUGGUGCUGAUUUCCCUUGAGAAAGAGAUUUGUAAUGCAUAAAUGCACUUACUACGAGUGCGAUACUUUUGCACAGGAUAACCGAAAGGAUCGGGUGAAUCAUCUACGAUUUUCACUACAGUCGAGGAGAAACGAUUUUUGACCCUAAACGCCGCCCCGACGGAAUUGAUCGAAAAGGGAGAAGAUAAAGCGGCGGGGGGCAGCAGUCGUGUGAUGUUUCCGGAUUUGGUGAUUGCGAAGAGUCAGAUCGAGGAGAAAUUGGGGGCUGUGGAUCUGAGUGUGCUGUGGAAAAACCAUUUGCUCGCCUGGUGGGGGGAGAGCGUUCUGGGGGAGACGGAAGUGCAAGUGGAGGAGCUGAAGAAAUACUUGGUGAAGACAACUACAAGCAGCGGAACUACAGACCCGACUGACGUGAAGGUGAGCGACGCGGACAAGGAUGGUUGGCAGGAUUUGGUGAAAGAAAAACUGAAAGCCGCUGCUCUCGCUGCAGAUACAACUGUAGAUGAUGUGAAAAGCGAGAAGGAACAAGCCGCAGAUGGAAAAGAACAAACGCCACAACAAACAGGUCCAGAAAAGGACAAACGCGGGAAUAUCCGUUUUACGCUGCCGAUCAUGGCCCAACUGCCGGAUGUGACGCUCCCGUAUGGACUGCAACAGUAUCGUACUAGUAUAAAUCGCAUUACAAAUUAGCCCAGCACGACAAAUGGAAUUUAUCAUGCUGAUUUGGCUUGGAAACGAGAUUUGUAAUGCAUGACUGCGAUUAGAAGUACGAGUACGGUACUUUUGCACUGGAUAUCCCGUUAGAGGACAUGAAACUCGCGUUACACCGGACGAAGAGGAAGUUUAGUCACGAGGAUGAGGUAGAAGCCACGACCGCAGACCCCACGACCUCCGGCACGACGGUCACUUCUAUGAGAGUGCACAAUCCCCCUUCCCCCUCUUUUGAAGGGCACGAAAAGCAGCAACACAGACAGAGGGAGAAAUGUGCGUUCCGCAUGACAAAUCUGCACACGGAUUGUACUACUGUAGUUUGAGGUUCCAAAAUCUGCCAUGCAGAGAGAGCCUAGAGGCAAGAUGUGGACUUGGUAUCCUGCAUUACAAACUUGGCGGAGACAGAGGGGGUUGUGCACUCUUAUCACCUCCGUCGGCCCGGGCCGGAUUUCCGGGAAGUGGAAACGACUGCAAAAAAUCGGGGGGAAGAAUAAAAAGAAAGGCAAAGACAAAGGUGCGGACGCAGGGAGCAGCGGUCAGCAUACGAAGAAAACCACAGGUUUAUCGAAUGCAGAUAUGUCUGGGUCUGGAACAAAGCAACUUGUCAUGCUAAAUCUGAAUCAUGUAAAAAUCUGUGUUGCAUGAUUACCAAAAGCUGUCCACUUUUGACCUACUCGCGAGGCAGUUUCUCAUGCAGGAUAGGCACGAUAGAACUCUUACAGAAUUUGUCAUGCUAUGUCCUACAUACCAGAACAAGACCCGCACCCGAUGGGUCAUAGAAAAUCUGCAUGACAAGUCUGGCAUUCUUCCAGACCAAGACAUUUUUGCAUUUGAUGAGGUUCCGGGAAAAGCAAGAACUCUUCUUCGAAAAACAAAAACGAAAAUUAUGACAGCAAGAGCCACGAAGUCUUGCAGUCCGACGAGGAUGAUGAUGAGGACGACGAGCGAGAUUUCUCCCGCGACUUGACUACCGAACCACUGCUCUCCGACGCGACUUUGGAUCCGAGUUACAUGCUAUGCAUUGCAAAAGUAUCGUACUAGGAGAAAUUGCAUUACAAAUUUUGUCAAUAAAACAAAAGUGCAACUUGUCAUGCUAGUUAGGGUCGAAAAUUGAAUUUGUCAUGCAUGACUGCAACUACCACUAGCGCGCUGCUUUUGCAUUGCAUACAUGCGACUUCGGGACGCGUUUCUCAUGAUGCUGGUGGACCAGUCCGCUCUCGCGCCGCCGGAACAUGGGAGACUUGAGUUCGCGAGAAUGGGAUUGUUCGCGUUGUAUCCCAGUGUAACAGCAGCAGAGGAGGAACCUGCCGAAGGAGAAGAAGGUCAGUCUUCUGACGAGGAACAGAUUACAACUACCAAGAAGCCGAAAGAACAAGCGGCAUCUACUUCAGACGCUGCUGUUGCUACACUCACCCCGGACUACGUGUGCAAACCUUCCUCCGUUUACGCCGAAGACUUCCCAUUACUCUACGAUGACGUCACCCAUGUUUCGGACGACCGCAUGGUGGACGAGUGUUUAUCCGAGAUUUUCUCUUUCCCGCUCGCGAAACCGGAUGACAAACCGAAGUUGCUGAAGUACCACGUCGCGAUUGACUCUUUUCCGAAGCACGGGAUGCACAACGGUGGCGGCGCGGCAAUGUCUUCGUCCGAUACCAGCAAUACAAAUAAGCCCAUCCUCGUCCCGAAUCUCAUCACGCUCAAAGUCCGGAAAAUCCAGGGCGAAAUUGUGGACUGGGAGGUCCCGCGGAUUUUGUUGGCGGAAAAGUGGAAUUCGGAGCAUAUCAAAUGUAAAAAUGUCUGGGUCUGGAAACUUGUGAUCAUGCGGGGUGGCGUCUCAUGAUGAGGCCACAAAUGCUGGCUCAGCGUGGCAGGUUUCUGAGCUUCUAGGUAUUGCCUAUUCUGCAUGACAGACUGCGUUUGUGCAUCACAGAAAAACAGAGCUCCUGGGUAACGUGCAUGACAGAUUCAAGAGUCAGUCAUGCGAGGCAAGCAUGACAAGCAUGCACUGUUCCAGACCCAGACACUUUUGCACUUGAUAGAGCAGUUGAAGAUCCAGUUCCUCGGCAAGUUCGCCCACUCCAUUUUCCCCGCGGGGACUUUAUCUGUUGGAAAUGUGCGGAAAUAUUUCGAGAACGACCACGUCAGGUUGGUGUUGCGGAAGGAGAUGCGGGCGAAAAGAGUGUCUUCGCCUGGAACUACGGGUAGUGCAACUGGUGCAGACGCGACUUCGGUGAAAGUGACCGUUGAGGAGUCCAUCAACGGGGACGGUUACCAGUAUCUCUUCACCGAAGACUAUCUCCGGAAAAUCGCAGAUUCGCAAACCGAGGAAGUUUCCGUGGAAUUGAGCGUCGUAGCGGACGCUGUGCGGGUGCGGAAGGCGAGUAAACCUCCAGCACAAACGGAGGAACAGAAGAAGGAAGAGGCGAAUAAAAACGGUUCAGGUACAGCGACCGGAACCACAGCCACAGGCGUCACCACUCCAGCAGGCGGCCAAGUUAGCGGACAGAACGCUGGUGAUCAGCUGAUGUCACCGAGAAUGAUGAAUAAUGCAGGAGCCGAUGUAAACGAUCUUUCCCUCACCCCGGACCCGCGAAGUUUGAGUGGAGGAUAUCAAAAGUAAAAAUCCCAUCUCCCCAUAUCAAAACGAAACUUCUGAUGCUGGAUUUGGAUACACAGAUCACAUUUGUCUUGCAGCAGAGGACUGCAGGCAUAUGCCGAGCCUGAGGCGAGAGGUUUUGACGUAGGUGCCUAGCAUGACAAACGUCUACGCUGUAGACCCAACAGCAUCACAAACCGCCUACAUACUGCGGUCAAAUUUCUAGAGUUGCCUUCUUGCAAGACAAACAGGAGUUGUGGUCACAAAUCUGCAUCACAAAUUUUCAGGCGCAUGCGUUUUCAAUAUGGGGAGGGGAGAUUUUUCCUUACGAUAGAGCAACCGGGUCCAUCCCGAACCCCGAUCACAAAUACUACCUGUCCGCCAUCGUCGAAACCUUCUUCGUAUCAACUGCAAAAAUGUCUGGGUCUGGAAGAAUGCAAGUUUGUCAUGCUUGUCUGGCAUGACUCGAGAUUCUGUGUUGCAUAUGCACGAAAAGCCCCUCUUACCUGUCAUGCAAAAAUGCAGUUUGCCAUGCGGAAUACGUAACACAAACACAUGGCAGCCAAAAAAUUUGUCAUGCAUAGCUGCGUAUUGCAGUGCGUCCAUCAUGAUUCACCUUUAGCAUUACAAGUUUCCAGACCCUGACAUUUUUGCAAUGCAUACUUCGGGGUCGGGAUUCUCGCCUUCAUCUUCUCCGCCGUGGCGUUGUGGCGCUACACGAAGAACUAUGACAGUGCACAACUCCCCCUCCCCCUCAUUUGUCAUGCAAAAUAACCAAUCCACCCUGCUUUGCCUCUUGGUACUGUUUGCAUGACAAGUUCUGGCAGCCCAAAUAGCACUACACUCCAGCGCAAAUUUCUCAUGCAAAACCGGCAUUCUUGCUGCUGCUUGAAUUGCCGUUCAUGCUAUACAAAUGAGGGGGAGGGGGGGGUUGUGCACUGUCAUAAGAACGAACUUGCGAAGGCGAAGUCGAAGCGUAUGGGGGGAGCCGGUUCUCCUAUGAAUAUUAGCAGGAGCCCCUCUGCAACUGGAACAGGAGUUCUUGGGAGCCCCUACAUGGACCACCACCACAACAGCAAUACCAAGCACCUCAUCAUGUCGACUAGUAACCAAAUGCAGCUCGGCGACGCAACGGAGGGGGAUGGCUUUGGCAACGCGGGCGCGGGGCUGGGCGAGCAGUCGGUUAGGAUCCCCGUGCGGCUGAAUUCGGCGAGCCCAAGCAACUCGGACACUGCGCACAGUCGGGAGAACAGCAAAGGCGCAACUUCCACUUCGGGUGGUCCUGGGAGGAUGCAGCACACGUCGUCGACCAGGGGAAGCAGUAGAGCGAGUGUGCCGAUCUUCAUUCCAAACCGGUUGUUGAAAAAUCAGGAAAGGUCGCCGGGGUCCUCUGAUAGAGUGACGGGGUAUGGGACGUUGUGAGGCGAUUUUGUCGUCGUGAAUUUGGCUUGCUCGACGAAAUCGGACGAAGGAAAACUUUGAUACCGCACCAACAAAAAUGAAUCAUGGUGCACACGAGAACAAAAAAACGAAUGAAAUUGAAAAGAUACACGCCUGAUAUAAGUGACUUACUUUCCUAUGCGAAUUUUUUGAAUAUUGUUUGACUUUGACAUGAAUUCAGCUGUAUCUAUCGAUGACCUUAUUUCAACGUAUAAUCCAAAAGCUUUAUGAUAUGCGAGACAAUCUAGUGUACCUUUUCGCUCGGACGCGGACAUUGUAGUAAUGCCCUGUAACACUAUCAAUUUGUUGUAAAAUUAAACUGUAUCGAAGAUAUUCCAAGCUGCGACAGGUGACAUCUGUUUUAUCGAAUAUCCUGCAUAGAAGCUGCAAGGAGAAAUGAAGACUACGAUAGAAAGCGCGCUCUUUGAUAUGCCUUGCUGCAGCUCUUUCGGUUUCAAAGUGUCUUGUUUCUCAAUUUUCGUUUGACUUUGAAACUUUAUCACCGCAUCACAAGACAAGGAGACACUUACAGAGAUUGAGGCAGAUACUUACCUGCUUUUAGCAAUGAAUACAAAAAGACCGAGUUGUUUCGUGAACAAAAUUUGUAUGCUUUUUGGAUGGAAGAUUGUGUUUGUGAAACAGGCCGGAAU